Messenger RNA from Cyprinodon tularosa, 3274 nucleotides. It is a transcript of the gene mpp3a, whose product is annotated as membrane protein, palmitoylated 3a (MAGUK p55 subfamily member 3). Bases 170 to 1936 code for a protein of 588 amino acids. The transcript is spliced from 19 exons. Gene Ontology annotation, molecular function: protein binding. NCBI's taxonomy places the organism in Eukaryota, Metazoa, Chordata, Actinopteri, Cyprinodontiformes, Cyprinodontidae. Gene Ontology annotation, cellular component: cell-cell junction; plasma membrane. The record is from RefSeq and is a predicted model, not a curated record.
GCAGCCACUCAGCAGCAGGUUAGUGAUAGGAGGAGGAGAAAGAAGUAAGGAGAGGGAGGAAUUGGAACGAGGGAAACCGUGUGGCUUCAGUUUGAAGCGACACAAACACAUGCAGGGAGGUGGAGAACCGGAGAAGAGAGAAGAUUUCCCCUCCUCACCUCGCUGACCCAUGAAAGAAGCAAUGCCGGUUCUCACAGCUGGAACAGGGCUGCAUGAAACACUGGCCCUGCUGACCUCUCAGCUGCGCCCCGAUGCCAACCAUAAAGAAGACAUGGUCUUCCUCAAAGACGUUUUCAGUGAGAGGAGUUUGGGAUACCUCAUGAAGAUACACGAGAAGCUGAGACAGUAUGAGAGACAAAGCCCCACACCGGUCCUCCACAGCGCCUCCUCUCUGGCUGAAGAUGUGGCAGAAGAGCUACAAACUGGACCAAUGAGCACAGAGGAGAAGGAACUGCUGCACCUGCUGAUGUCACCACAUCUGAAGGCUGUCCUCUCAGUGCAUGACACUGUGGCACAGAAGAACUUUGACCCAGUGCUGCCUCCGCUUCCUGACGACUUUGAGGAAGAGCUGGAUGAGGAAUCUGUGAAGAUUGUCAGACUGGUGAAGAACAAGGAACCUCUGGGAGCAACGAUCAGACGAGAUGAAAUGACAGGAGCAGUGAUUGUGGCGCGGAUAAUGAGAGGAGGAGCUGCAGAUCGAAGCGGCUUAGUCCAUGUAGGGGAUGAACUCAGGGAAGUUAAUGGAGUUUCUGUGAUCCACAAGAGGCCUGAUGAGAUCAGUCAGCUGCUGUCCCAGUCCCAGGGCUCCAUCACUCUCAAGAUAAUCCCAGCCAUCAAAGAGGAGGACAGACUGAGGGAGAGCAAGGUAUACGUGAGAGCCUUGUUUGACUACACCCCUCUAGAAGACAAGGCCACACCGUGCCAGGAAGCGGGACUUCCUUUCAAACGGGGAGACAUCCUGCAGGUUGUGACGCAGGAUGACCCCACAUGGUGGCAGGCCAAGCGUGUGGGAGACAGCACCCUGCGGGCCGGACUGAUCCCAUCCAAACAGUUCCAGGAGAGGCGACUGGCCUACAGGAUGAAAAUGGGCACGCUACCCAAUCCCAAAUCCCCUAAAAAGCCCGCCUCUGAAGGAUGUGACAAAGAGGACUGUGACUGUGAAGGCUAUUUCAAUGGGCAGUACAUAGCUGGUUUACGGAGGAGCUUCCGGUUAAGUCGUAAGGACCGGCAGGGAUCAUCUGGAGAGUGCUCUGAGCUUGGGGAGACAGAUUUUCUUACCUAUGAGGAGGUGACCAGCUACCAGCAGAGGCCCAAUGAGAGGCCGCGUCUGGUGGUUUUGAUCGGUUCUCUUGGAGCCCGAAUCAAUGAACUGAAGCAGCGGGUGAUAGCCGAAAACCCCCAUCGAUAUGCUGUAGCAGUUCCACAUACAACCAGACCUAAGAAACCUCAUGAGAAGGAUGGUGUGGAGUAUCACUUUGUCACCAAACAGCACUUUGACGCUGAUGCUUUAAAUAACAAAUUUAUAGAGCAUGGGGAGUACAAGGAGAACCAGUAUGGCACCAGCAUAGAGGCCAUCCGCUCUGUACAAGCCAAGAAUAAGAUGUGUAUAGUUGAUGUGCAGCCUGAGGCUCUGAAGAGACUACGAACUGCAGAGUUCAAGCCAUAUGUUAUAUUUGUCAAACCUCGAAUUCCUGAAAGCCGACUUCGCCGCAGUGCAGCCACCUCACCAGGAGGGGGAGAACACGGCCGUCUUACAGAUGAAGAUAUCCAGGAAAUGCGUCAGUCUGCCAUUCAGAUAGAUCAACAGUAUGGACACAUGGUGGACCGUGUCCUGAUCAAGGAGGACUCAGCCAGCGCUUGUGCUGAACUGCAAGGCAUUUUGGAAAGAUUGGAGCGUGAUUCCUUCUGGGUGCCUCUCAGCUGGGUGCGGACCUAAGUCUAAUACCCGUAAGACCAUCUGAGGAAUCUCAUUCAACUCUUGAACUGGUCUUCAGAGCCAAAACCCCUCCACCCUAAGGCUGCUGGCCAACCCAGAGAGUCUGCUGAACUGCAGCACCACAGAAAGAUGAAGUCAAGGAAAUACCUCAGUUUUGCGGCAGGCUUAACAUUUGAUUGCCUAAGUUCCCAAAGUAAUACAUUUGGCAUGUUAUGCACUUUUAAUUUGAUGUAAUUACUGGCAAUCUUAAUGUGUAUAUUCACAAGCGUUAACACCAAAAUAAGGGUUUGAACCUAACUGAAUCACAGACCAAAAAAAAACAACAGAAAUAGUAAUUCAAGUUUUCCUAAAGACAAAGGAGUCAAAUUAGGUUAUUUUUUUUUUUUUUUAAAUCUGCUUCUAUUGACCUUCUAAAGUUUACAGCUUAAUUCAUUUAACAUUAAUAGGUUCUAAAUUGCAUCUGGCUCCAGGUAAUCUUUUCAGGAAAUGGAAAUAUUUGAAUUUUAGACCUGGGCUAUACUGUAUCUCAAGCAUAUUAUUCCUCAAUCUGUUGCACACUACAGCAAAGUGUCAGCUUUUAGUAGCAUGACUUUUUUUUCUACUGUCUUACAAAACAGCAGCUGCUGUAGGCUUCCAGUUUAUUCCUGCUGCUCAUGCAUCCUGUACAGAAAGACAUUAACGGACAGUUAGCUCCUUAAGUUACAAAUUAAGGAAAUGUCCGAAUGGAAUGCAAGAAUGUUUUCCACUAAACUUGUUUUAGAAAAUGCAUGACAACAGAUUAUUUACUGAUGUAAAAACUGUAAAUGUUACUCCUGGUGUGCCAACGAAAGAUGUCGUAGCACUUCAAUGCAACCUGUUUACCUUUGUCAGUUUGACUGUAAAGCAUUGUGCACAUGUUUGCAGUGUGUGUUAACACAUUACAUUGUCCCUUUUGCAAAUAGGAAUGGAGUUUUGUACAGUUUCUUGAACAUAUCUGUAUUUUUGGCUGAAGAUCAGAUGUUUGAACUGAAGAACUUUUUAUGCACAACAUAGAUGGAGGAUUUUUUUGUAUGUCAAAUAAAAGACAUUGAGGAGAGGAAUGUUUGUAGCAACUAAGAACCUUACUUUGGCAUGCCAGUACUAUAUAAGAACUUGAAAAAUCUGAGUCUACAGAGACAAAUCUGAUCAGGAAUAAAGUCAUUUUGUGUUGAAUGUGAGCAUCAAACACUUUCAAAUCAUCUUCAGUAAUUGUUUUUCUCACAUGCAAUGUUUGAGCUGUGUGAACUCGAUCAAGAAUGUUGACUUUGUAACCAUCAUGUACAAAGUGCCAUAAUAAAAGGAGGCUGAUUCAAACUUUAA